Messenger RNA from Setaria italica (foxtail millet), 1856 nucleotides. Its product is annotated as oligouridylate-binding protein 1B. Gene Ontology annotation, molecular function: mRNA binding. The transcript is spliced from 12 exons. The record is from RefSeq and is a predicted model, not a curated record. Lineage: Eukaryota; Viridiplantae; Streptophyta; Magnoliopsida; Poales; Poaceae. The coding region runs from base 228 to 1568 and encodes 446 amino acids.
GCGACGUCGGGGAGAAAAACAGAGGAGGAAAAAACCAAGAAAAAAAAAUAUAUCACGCUCCUCUUCCUCCGUUCCCCUGCUCGAUUCCCCGCGAGGAAUUCGCCCCCAAAUCUAUCGAUCUGCUCCGCCCAGUCCACCGAUCCGUGGAUCGAUCCGCGCGCGGGUCCGGUUUGCUGGGGGGUUCCGAUCUGGUCUUCGCCUCGUCAGGGGAGGAGCCGGAGGAGGAGAUGAACGGCGCCGGGGGCGGCCACCAGCAACAGCAGCAGAGGCUCCGGCAGCAGCAGCAGCAGCAGCAGCAGGCUCUCCUGAUGCAGCAGGCACUGCAGCAGCAGCAGCAGUACCAGUCCGGCGUCCUCGCGGCCGCGGCAGCGGCGGCCAUGACCCAGAUGGAACCUAUUUCCAAUGGCAAUCUUCCACCUGGGUUUGAUCCCUCCACUUGUCGCAGUGUGUAUGUGGGAAAUGUGAACCCUAACGUCACUGAGAGCCUUCUGAUUGAAGUUUUCCAGAGUGCUGGCCUUGUGGAAAGAUGCAAGCUCAUCCGGAAAGAGAAGUCUUCCUUUGGGUUUGUGGAUUACUAUGAUAGAAGAUCUGCUGCUCUAGCAAUAAUGACCCUUCAUGGUCGUCACAUAUAUGGACAAGCAAUCAAGGUGAACUGGGCGUACGCAAGUACGCAGAGGGAGGACACAUCUGGGCAUUUCCAUAUUUUUGUUGGUGAUUUAAGUUCUGAAGUGAAUGAUGCAACUCUUUAUGCCUGUUUCUCAGCAUAUCCUUCUUGUUCUGAUGCUCGAGUCAUGUGGGACAACAAAACUGGGCGCUCCAGAGGUUAUGGUUUUGUCUCCUUCCGUAAUCAACAGGAAGCUGAAAAUGCUAUAACUGAAAUGACUGGAAAAUGGCUUGGAAGCAGACAAAUAAGGUGCAACUGGGCAACAAAGAACAAUUCAGAAGAGAAACCAGAAACUGACAAUCAUAAUGCAGUUGUACUAACAAAUGGUGGCUCGAGUAAUUCAGCAACAGAUGCAAGCCAGGAUGGAGGAAGUAAAGAGAACCCAGAGAACAACCCUGAUUGUACUACUGUAUAUGUUGGCAACAUUGGACAUGAGGUUAACCGAGAUGAGCUUCACCGACACUUCUAUAACUUAGGGGUUGGGGCAAUCGAGGAAAUUCGUGUUCAACAGGAGAAAGGGUUUGGAUUUGUGAGAUAUAGCAACCAUGGUGAAGCAGCAUUAGCUAUUCAGAUGGCCAAUGGAUUGGUAGUCCGCGGGAAGCCAAUUAAGUGCUCAUGGGGCACCAAACCAACUCCACCUGGUACUGCAUCCAAGCCCCUACCCCCACCAGUUGCUCCGUACCAGCCUGCUGUUGCAAUGCCAGGCGUCCCGCAAGGCUUCACAGCAGCUGAGCUUCUGGCUUACCAGAGGCAGCUUGCCUUAAGCCAGGCUGCGGCAGGGCAGAUUGCAGGGCAGCAUGGUCUCGCGGGUCAGGUUUCUGCAGGGCUUCUUGCUGGUUCCCAGGCCCUCUACGAUGGCUACCCAAACCAGUCAUCUGCUCAGCAGCUUAUGUACUACAACUAGGGUUUGAGAGGAAGGCAUUUGUAGUGUUCAGCUUGUUUGGUGCAAGCCUGGCCAUCCUCAUCCUGUUUUUAUUUUCUGGUUCAUGUACUAUUUGUGUGAGAGUUUUUCGUUCUCUCUUCGCGGGAUUGUGUUACUAUCCUCUUAUUGUACCAUUGACCAUUUUCCUUGUCUAAUUCCGUCGAGUAGUCCACUUUAACAGAGUAAGAGAUGUAUUCUAUGUGAAUUUGCGAUUGAUUAAUGUAAUGCUCCCCUGGAGAUCAGCUUCGGUCUCUGGGCUGGUUCACGAUC